This is a messenger RNA of Clavispora lusitaniae ATCC 42720, 1014 nucleotides long. RefSeq names its product allantoicase. Gene Ontology annotation, molecular function: allantoicase activity. Gene Ontology annotation, biological process: allantoin catabolic process. NCBI's taxonomy places the organism in Eukaryota, Fungi, Ascomycota, Pichiomycetes, Serinales, Metschnikowiaceae. The record is from RefSeq and is a predicted model, not a curated record.
AUGUCAGACAUUAAGGUUCUCUCCGAAGAGGAGUUUCGCCAGCAGAUCGUGAUGAAGUACACAGACGUCAUUGGUGAGAAGAUCGGCGGCUGCGUUGUUCUGUUCUCCGACGAGUGGUUUGCAGCCGCCGCCAAUCUUAUCAAGCCCAAGGCGCCCAUCAGAGACGCCAGCCGUUUCACCCACGCCGGCGCUUGGUACGACGGAUGGGAAACGCGUCGCCACAAUGUCGAGGAGGCCGACUGGGUGAUUUUCCGCGCUGGCGUGGCGCUGGCCCGCAUCGUGGCCUGUGAAGUCGACACGGCAUUCUUCAAUGGUAACCAUGCUCCACAUAUCUCAGUGGAGGGCGUUCGUGUGGCCAGCGACAGCGAAUUGGGCCAUGCGCCUUGGGAGCCUGUCAUUGCCAAGUCGCCCUGCGGACCUUCCCAAAGACACUUUUUCGUUCGGCCAGCGGCGACAGAAACUAGCUACACGCAUUUCCGGUUGCGCAUGUACCCAGACGGCGGCAUUGCCCGUUUCCGGUUGUACGGCAUUGCCGAGGCUGUUCUUCCCAAGGACAAGUCUGUUGUGUUGGACAUGGCGUCCGCUUACAAUGGAGGCGUGGCUGUACGGGUGAGCGACCAGCACUUUGGCAGCGCCGACAAUCUUCUUUUGCCCGGACGGGGCCACGACAUGUCCGACGGGUGGGAAACCACACGGUCAAGAACGCCCGGCCACGUGGACUGGGUGGUUGUGCGUUUAGGUGCUCCUACAAAAGUGCACCAUGUGGUUGUGGACACGGCGCAUUUCCGGGGCAACUUCCCACAGAAAGUCAACGUCAAGGGCUGGAACGGCCAAGGCGAGCCGCCAGCUGCAGACUCGUCCGAGUGGAGGGAGAUUGUGGGCGACUCCAAAACAGGCCCAGACCAUGAACACACUUUCGAGGUGGCGCUGGAGGAGGUGUACACACACGUUCUUUUGACCAUUAUUCCCGACGGUGGUGUGAAGCGGUUGCGUGUUUUUGGAACCGUGGCGUGA